AUGCUGGAGAUCCUGUGCGAGGAGUUUUCGAAGCGUCUGUCAAAUAACAUCGGAGAUCCGAGCGCGGAAAAACGUAGCAAAACGAUCGCUACGCUGACGAGGUUGUUAGCCGAGUCUAAACGUUAUUUGUAUCCCGAUAAAUUUCCCUCUGACUUACUUUUCUCCACGAAUCAGCCAAUCUGUUGCAACCCCCGAAUCCUCCGACGAAUCUUGCCCCUGAGCAGCUACAAUCUGAUUGCGCCCCUACUGGGAUUGCCGGAAUGCCAUGCGAAAAGGGAAUCCCGGUACGAGGAAGUUGUUCCAGUUUACUACGUCUUUUUAAAGAUAACUUCUUUUAUAAUUAUCAAGGUGCAUCCACCGACACCGAGAGACAUCGAAUCGGCCACUGACAAGGCGAAACUGGGUCAACGUAGAUACAAUCCUUACGCUCUAUUUCUGAGGAAACCAAGACGCAAGGUUAUUACAUGGCGGCCAUUGACGGAGGAAGACCUCGAGGGCUACGAUCCGAACGCCACGUUGAAAAUGAGGGCCGAGAACGUGAUGCAGAAGAUAUUCUCAGAUUUUUGCGAAUGGGUCGAAAAUUUGGGGGGAACGAACAAAACUAUCGAUGAAGAGGUUCUCAGGGAUAUGUUCGACAUCGACUUCGAUGCGGAGGCUUGCAAAGCGAUGCAGGUAUUGAUUCAAGAAAUGCCUGUGGUGCCUACGCCGGUGGCUAUAACAAGGAACUCCCUCGGUGCGAGUAAGCUCGCCAUGACGAGGAAACACGUUAUGAAAGAUGCCAAAGCGGAGCAAAAACCGGCGAAAAUAAAAGCCUUUGGGACCAGUAUACCUUGGCAGCUCCGAUUUGUACCACCUAAUAAUCAAGUCGAGAGAAAGUGGCUGCGUUGCGACAACGUUCCGAAGGAUCUCGAAACGAUGGACGUGGUUUGGAAGGGCAUAACUCAUCUGAGAAGCGUGAGAGGAUUCGUCGAUUGGCUGAAGGAACAUCCAGAGGUUCCUCAGCCAGAAGCUUUGAAGAAAAUCGUAUCAGUGGAUGCUAUAACUCUGAGGCAGAUAGAGGACGAAGAGGCGUUCGCGCAUCUCGAGCUGGAUAUUGAUCAAAUUAAGAGCUUCAGAGUGCAACACAGCGUUGAUGUAUCCAUCUGA
This is a messenger RNA of Megachile rotundata (alfalfa leafcutting bee), 1146 nucleotides long. RefSeq lists its product as uncharacterized. NCBI's taxonomy places the organism in Eukaryota, Metazoa, Arthropoda, Insecta, Hymenoptera, Megachilidae. The record is from RefSeq and is a predicted model, not a curated record.